Messenger RNA from Closterium sp. NIES-65, 2733 nucleotides. NCBI's taxonomy places the organism in Eukaryota, Viridiplantae, Streptophyta, Zygnematophyceae, Desmidiales, Closteriaceae. The record is from the annotation of a GenBank genome assembly.
AUGGUCAAGCUGUUUUCGAGAAAGAUCGACCAACUGGCGGAGGGAGCAGGUGUGGGAGGGGGUGCCGACCACGAGGGAGGAGGCGAGAAGACGGGACGCGUCGUGAUUGAGUACAGCGUCGAGGAGGAGGAGGAGAUCGAGGAGGAUACAUCGAGGCAGGCUCAGCACGGGGCGAGCAGCCCGGGCAGCGAUGCGAACCAGGACGAGGACUUGAGCUCGGGAUCGAGCUCCGGCUCGAGCUCGAGCGAUGAGUCGGUCGAGGACGACGGCGAGGGCGCCGGACAUAGAACGGAGCGUACGGGGGAGCACGGAGUGGCGCUCGAGGAGCGGGUGGACGAGCGAGUAGAGCUUAUCGAGCAGCAGGCGACAGGGGAAACAAAGGCUGUCGAGGAGCAGGAGGGCGGAGCGGGUGCGCAGGAGGGUGGGGUCGGAGGGCAGCAGCAGGUGGUGGGCGAGGCGGCUGCGCAGGAGGGCGGGGCAGGAGGGCAGCAGCAGGAGGGCGUGGCGGCUGCGCAGGAGGGUGGGGCAGGAGUGCAGCAGCAGGAGUUUAGGGUUGCGGCUGCGCGGGUGGGUGGGUCGGGAGGGCAGGAGCAGGAGGACAGGGAGGCUGCUGAGGAGCUUGCUGCGGAUUUUCGGACGGCGUGGAAUACGAUUUCGGAGUCGUCGAAGAGCGCACUGUCGCAGUGCGCCGAGGCUGUGAAGGGUGUCACGGCGGAGAGGAACCUGUUGGAAGGGGCGCGGGCGAAGAUCGACGAGAUGAGCGGGAAGAUCAUCGAGGGGGUGGCAGCCGCCAUCACAAAAGCGAGCGAGGAUGCCGUCGAGAAGCAGCUCAAGCAGGUCGAGGAGCGGCUGGUUGCUGCUGUGCUGAAGGGUUUCGAGAAAGCCAUCAUGGAGGACAUGUUUUGCUCCACCCUCCCACCCGAGACCAUGAAGGAGCUGAAGGACAUUGUGAGGGAAGGCUACCAUGAAGCCGAAGCAAGGAGGUUGGAAGUCCUCACCAAAGCGAUGGCGAGAGGUUUUCAGUGCUCGGCGGGCCCGUCGACGAGGUCGCGUCAGGAGGGUGUGGGAGGGGUUCGCAGCGGGGCUGAGCCUCGAGGUCACGAGCGGUCGGUUCCUCCGUCUUCUUCGGUGGGAGGACAUGUCGGCAGCCCGGUUGGAUCCCCACCGGCGUGUGGCCGUCAUCCCGUCGCCAAGCCCGUCCCCGAAGUCAUCGUACUCGACCAGUCAGCCCUCCCGAAGACCUCCGUAGCGGCUCCGAUCGAUCCACCUGAUGCGUUUGCUUCGAUGCGGGACAUGCUGCAAGGCCUGGGGAAAACGGGUGGGAAAGGAGUGGUCGCGGGGGAGAAAAUUGGUGCCCCGAACGAGCACGUCGCCUCGACCGGGAACAGAGCCCUAGGAAUGCGAGGUGCCUCUACCCCGUCAGGCGGCGGUGCGGGGAAAGGAGCGGGAGAAGCAAGCGCUGGGUUGCUGUCGAAGACUAAAGCGGCAUCAGCUGCGCACGGCGGUGGUGCUGGCCUUGCUGUCGGGCUUGUGGGAAAUUGGGCGUCUUCCUCAACCCCUCCAGUUGCUCCUGUCGCCGCUGCUCCGUCCCUAGGCAACGUUUGCCUUAGCGAUCCGGGCUCCCCUUCAACGUCGAAGAAGAGGCCGGCUGCGACGAAGUCGUCGAAGCGCGCUGCACACGCGUCAGAGAGCCUUGACGUGGUGGAGCUGGCCAGCGUCCCUGGUCAGGCGCCUGUCGAGAAGACCUCUAUUGUCGUUGCUGCUCGACAGGAAAAGGCGAAGAAGGCCAGGGUCACGGGUCACCCCCCACCUCCUCGACCGGACGACCAAGGCAAGACGAGAGGCUGCAAACGUCCCUUCAAAGGACCGGGUUUCGGGUUGUGGAAGGGGAAGCUGGUUUCCGAGCAGACCGUCGGCGGGAGGAAGCGGUUCCUUGGCACUUUUGAAACAGAGAAGGACAAGAAGUUCUGUACGGCCGUCUGCUGGCGCGUGUACUUCCCCGACGUUGUCCUUACGGAGUACGAAGGGUACACGGCGCAGGAUGAGGAGGACUGGAAGGUCUACCUCGAUGUGGCCGCAAAAAUGCCAACCGGCGUUUGGAGCGUGGCGCAAGAACAAGGGGAAUGUCGUUUCGACAAUUACCUGUCGCUAUUGGCGACGGCAAAAAAGGAAGUGAAAGCUGGAACCGAGAGGGGAAUCGCGCUGUGCGUGGCAAUUGGUAAGGUCGCGACGCUUGGCCUGAAGCACGGGAAUCUGAUUUACCCGGUCCUGAAGGGCAUGGCGGCGACACCGCACAUGAUGGCCAUCGCAGCAACUGUGGCGAGCUUGUGGGCGGCCUGCAGGAAGUUGUCGAGGGAGGAUAUUAAGAAGGAUGCCCUAGCUGCCGCGAACGCGGCGAUCUACGCCCCGAAGACUGCAAAGAAGGCUUGUGUGGCUGCCAUGUCCGCACUCGUGUCCAUGCUUUUGCACGUCGGCAAGACGUUCCCGGCGAAGCAGUGGCCCGAUCACCUGUAUUCGUCGGCUGUCGAAGGUCUCGGAUCAACGGACGCCAUAUUGCUGCAGAUGCUGCGCGUGGCAGCACAGGUCUGUACGCAAUGGUGCUGCUGUCGAGCUGCUGCCCGCUUGCUGGAGGACGCGGGCUAUGGCAGCCUGGCUAUGCCAGAAGAAAAGAGCAAGGCAAAGCAGGGCGUCGAGGAUGCAGCUGAGACGGAAACGAGCGGGCAAGGGGAGUAG